Cyprinus carpio (common carp) is the source of this 5061-nucleotide messenger RNA. RefSeq names its product transcriptional repressor CTCF-like. Gene Ontology annotation, cellular component: nucleus. Gene Ontology annotation, molecular function: DNA-binding transcription factor activity, RNA polymerase II-specific; RNA polymerase II transcription regulatory region sequence-specific DNA binding. The record is from RefSeq and is a predicted model, not a curated record. NCBI's taxonomy places the organism in Eukaryota, Metazoa, Chordata, Actinopteri, Cypriniformes, Cyprinidae. Gene Ontology annotation, biological process: regulation of transcription by RNA polymerase II.
GCCUCUAGGUGUCACGAUGGGGCUCCCCAGUCCAGGCGGCUGGCGGGGGGUGUUUGUCUCCCUCUAUCGUUAUCGAAAAUUUAGCAAAAAACAUUUAUAACCCAGAAGUUCGGGCUUCAGCCUGAUUAUUAAGCACUAUUGAAACUAUAUCAGACAGCAUUUCACCAAGAUGCCAAUAUUUAACGACAGGAUGUUUGAUUCAAUCUUUAGGCCAGGCGUCCAUUUUCUGUUUCUUCUCUUUGUUUCCUGUCUUUAGAAACCCGCCGUUUCUGCACGCGCACUUAGCAAACCAGCUAAUAUGCAUCGCAAAGUUAACCAGUUUUCAGUCUUGCCACACCCAAACAGCUUAAAACAAGCAUCUAAAUUCACAAACGUCAAAUUAGCGAGGUUUUAUAGGGAAUAUGUGCGAUUUUUAAGCCGUAAAAUACAUGUUAGCUCGCGCCUGUCGCCGUGUUCGCGCCCCUCCUCGAGCAGUUAAAUUCAAACCCGAGCCGAUGAAACAUUGACCCGGUUCUGCGAUAAUAAAGUCCCAUCACUGCGGCCUGUGUUCGCUCUUUGGUCUUUUUCACCCCUGGAAUCCAAAAUGAUAGGUUUAAAUGUAAAUAUAUAAACGUUAAAUGCCUCUUUGGCGUUUUAGCAUUAGUUCUGCCGCCGUUGCUAGCGUAUUGCGCAGAUUAAAACCAAACGAGGAAGAUGUCGUUGCUAAAUGACACCGAUGGCCAUUUUCGAUAAGUAAGACCGAGCCUCGCCGCCGUGCACUGCCCGAAUCCCGUUGUUUAUCGCCUGAAAACAGCUGAAUCGCCGCGGUCAUCGGUCUCGGUGCGACCGCUCACUCUUAUUGAAAGACCAAGCUCAAGCAACAAACGACAGAAGGGAUAAAAACUGUGGAGAGCUCCCUCUACAACCCGACUGGUAGUGGUACAAAAACACGAUUAACCAUCUCAGAAUGCCCUCUUGCUGUGGAAAAUCAUAAGGGUGUUUUAAAACGUGUAAAGAGGUAUUACCCAUGGAAGGGGGACCGACUGAGGCAGUGGUGGAAGAUGCAGGGGAUGCUUUCAAGGCCAAGGAAUGCAAGACAUACCAAAGGCGACGAGAAGAUGAGGACGUGGGAGCUGAAUUGCUGCAGGCUGCUGGGUUAGAGCAAGCCCAUGUUGAAGGAGAGCCUGUGGUGGAGGCUGUCAACAGCAGUGUGGAGAUGAUGGUGAUAGACUCCCUAGACCCUGCCCUGCUCCAGAUGAAGACAGAAGUCAUGGAGGCUGCUGUCGGUGCACCUGUUGGUGUUGCUGGUGCUGCCCAUGAAGCCACAGUCACUACUGUCGACGACACUCAGAUCAUCACCCUCCAGGUGGUGAACAUGGAGGAGCAGCAGUUGGGCUUGGGAGAGCUACAGCUGGUGCAGGUGCCUGUUUCAGCUGUGCCUGUCACUGCCACCACUGUAGAAGAGCUGCAGGGGACGCUGGUGGACGCCAUGCCUAAAGAUGGGGAGCCGGUCAUCUGUCACACCUUGCCAUUGCCUGAGGGCUUCCAGGUGGUCAAAGUGGGUGCAAAUGGAGAAGUGGAAACUGUGGAGCAAGAUGAGCUCCAGGCCCAAGAUGAUCAGCCUCCACAGCAGGAGGAGGAGGAUAUGGUUGAAGCCCAAAAUGAAGACCCCGCCUGGUCCAAAGAUCCAGACUACACACCCCCUGUUAAAAAGGCCAAAAAGACUAAGAAAAGCAAGCUGCGUUACAACACAGAGGGCGAUAAAGACAUGGAUGUGUCUGUGUAUGACUUUGAGGAGGAGCAGCAGGAGGGACUGCUAUCUGAAGUCAAUGCUGAGAAAGUUGUGGGUAACAUGAAACCGCCCAAACCAACCAAAAUCAAGAAGAAAGGUGUUAAGAAGACAUUCCAGUGUGAGCUGUGCAGUUACACUUGCCCGCGCCGUUCCAAUCUGGACCGCCACAUGAAGAGCCACACGGAUGAGAGGCCUCAUAAGUGCCAUCUUUGUGGACGAGCCUUCAGGACUGUGACAUUGCUGAGGAACCACCUCAACACCCACACAGGCACCAGACCACAUAAGUGCACUGACUGUGACAUGGCAUUCGUCACCAGUGGAGAGCUGGUGCGACACCGACGCUACAAGCACACUCAUGAGAAACCAUUCAAGUGCUCCAUGUGUGACUAUGCCAGUGUAGAGGUUAGCAAGCUGAAGCGCCACAUUCGCUCCCACACUGGAGAGCGUCCGUUUCAGUGCAGUCUGUGCAGUUAUGCCAGCAGAGAUACCUAUAAGCUGAAGAGACACAUGAGGACCCACUCAGGAGAGAAGCCCUAUGAGUGCUAUAUCUGUCAUGCACGUUUUACCCAGAGUGGUACCAUGAAGAUGCACAUACUACAGAAGCACACAGAAAAUGUGGCGAAAUUUCACUGCCCCCACUGCGACACGGUUAUUGCCCGCAAGAGCGAUCUUGGUGUGCAUCUCCGUAAGCAGCAUUCCUACAUUGAGCAGGGCAGGAAGUGCCGCUACUGUGAUGCGGUGUUCCAUGAGCGCUAUGCUCUCAUCCAGCAUCAGAAGUCCCACAAAAAUGAGAAACGCUUUAAAUGUGAUCAGUGUGACUAUGCAUGCCGUCAGGAGCGUCACAUGGUCAUGCACAAGCGCACCCAUACUGGGGAGAAGCCAUACGCCUGCAGCCAAUGUGAGAAAACUUUCAGACAGAAACAGCUGCUGGACAUGCACUUUCGGCGCUAUCACGACCCCAACUUUGUACCCACAUCCUUUGUAUGCACCAAGUGUGGCAAGACCUUCACUCGCAGGAAUACCAUGGCCAGACAUGCAGAGCACUGCAAUGGUAUGGAUUCAGCUGAAGGAGAGAAUGGAACGCCAACCAAAAGGGGCCGUGGAGGCCGAAAGAGGAAGAUGCGCUCUAGAAAGGAUGAUGAUGAUGAAGAUAGCGAUGAGCAUGGAGAACCUGACCUUGAUGACAUUGACGAAGAUGAAGAUGAGGAGUUUCUUGAUGAUGACCAGAUGGAUGUGGAACAGGCUCCACCCAGCAUUCCCAUCCCUGCACCAGCUGAACCUCCCGUCAAGAGGAAACGCGGCAGACCCCCUAAGAACGCACCCAAGGCUUCUCCUACCAAGUCUGUCGCCAAAACCACCACAGCAGCUGCUGCCAUUAUCCAGGUGGAAGAUGAAAGCACAGGGGCCAUUGAGAACAUCAUCGUGAAGAAGGAGCCCGAGGGUGCUGAUGCAGCUGCAGCUGCCCAGCCAGUGGUGGAGGAAGUGGAGGCUGUCGAGGCUGGUGUAGAAACAGUGCAGCUAACGGUCCCUGAAGCGGCGCCUAAUGGUGAUCUUACUCCUGAAAUGAUCCUUAGCAUGAUGGACCGGUGAUCUGGGGGUACAUAUACAUGCACAGGCGGAUCACCCAUGCUUGCGUAAAUGCACAUCCCCAUAUGUGUCCCUUGAUUAUAUAUAUACAUACACAUGCUCCCCUUUCUCUUUCCUUACCUCCUUUAAUACAGCGCUGUGUCCUCUUGUUUUGCAUCAAAUUUCUCAAAGACUAUAAAUCCCGAAUUCUGAACGUCCUGAAGUUUCUUACAUUUUGUCUUUUCAUGAUGAUCACAAAACUGCGCUUUUCUACUGUUUCUAUCAUAACAGUAGUUCAACUGCUGAUUUCUUUUUGCUGUGUUCUUUGUACGUGUAGAGGCGAGAUGGUUUUCGAGAGCAGGAAUGUCUCAGACAUGGUAUAAUGUGGUAUAAUACACGCAUCUAGAGUUUUCUUUACCCAGCUAACCUGCCGUCUUUACUUGUCAUUUCUAUUACCAUGGCAAUAUUGAGAAACGAUCAUUUUGUGCCUGGUCAAGCGUUGAUAUCUAGAAUCGCCGUCACUGCUGUAGAAAUGGGUGUCUUUAAACCAUCUGUCCAAAAAACGCUUUCAAUGUUUGACAUUUCUGAAGACUUUUAUUCACUGUCUGUUCCUCAUGUGCUCUUUCACUGGUCACAGUUGAUAAUGUUAGAGAGCGUAGAAAUGUAGCCAUCUGAUGAUCAAGCCAGGGACGAUGACAUCCAUCCAUAAAAAAAAAAAAAAAAAAAAAAAAAAAACCUGCGGUUGAUAAAGUUGUACACAAAAAGGUAAUCUUGGCUAGUCUUGCUUGUAAAUAUUUUUAUUUUCUGUUUUAUUAUGAGCAUUUUAAUCUUUUUCUAGUGAAUUGAUGACCUUGAAUGCUAGGGCAAUGGCUUUUAACAGUAGUUGUUUGGAAACAUGCCACUGAAGGCUUUCAAAUUACUUGUGGGGGAAAAAAAUAAAAGCCUGAAGAAUCAUGUAGGCAGCAUAACCCCAUUCUUUCUGUCCUUCUGUAGCUUGAAUCGUUGCAUUUGGUCUGCUCAGCUCGCUUGAUGGGGAGGGGUUGCUUCAUCUUUUUACCACUGCUUAAAGGUGUUGAGAGAGUGGCUCUAAUAUUGUACCACCUGACGAAUAGGCUUCCAUGUCGGAUUUUGUUCUAGCUUUUGUAAAAGGAGGAAAAGGGACAGAACUGGGCAGGUACGGCGACGUGCACGUCUCCAAUCAUUUGCAUCUGUUUCGAUGUGGUCGUGUUCCCAACAACCACCCCUAAUAUUAAACUCUGUGACCCGAGUUCAUAAUUUCAUGGGAUUCUGAAAGGAGACUUAGUUUACAAUAGGUUUUUUCAGACCACAUUUAAUUUAAAAAGUUUAUUACGAGUGUUCAAGGAAGCUAUUUUGAUACGAACUGUUUCUAGAAGGGGAAGCUUGGAUAGGAUAUUUGUAAAAAGUUUGUCACUUGUUUAAAAGAGCAGUGUCCUUAUUUCUAAUUUUUGUUUUGUUUUUCUGAUUCAGAAUGAAGUUUUCCUCCAACAUGUAAUUGCAUUUAAAUUGCUUUCUUUUUUUAAGCUCUUAAAAUUCUAGGUUAAUGCAUUUUUUUUUUUUUUAAACCUAGCUGUACUGUGUGAAUUUUACAAUGGUCAGAAAACCAACCUUAUAAAGACAUUUAUUGUGGCUGGGUGGGGUAUAGAGGUCAUAUGAGGUAAGAUGGUGUGGAGAAUGUACAGCUAAUAAAAAAAAUAUUGUCCUAA